CGAAAUUCUGACACGUUUCAGUUCACGCUGUAGCUCCUGCUAAACGAAAGUCUGAGAUUUCUUUGGCAGAGAAGUUAUCGCUUCACGCCAUACCCCGCUCAUUUAGCUCUCGAGAUUUAAAAAUGAAAAGAGAGGAAGACAAGAAGAAGAACAGAAGAAAAACACUCCAUAGCUUGUGUUCCGUGUCAGCUUUGCUGUUGUCGGUUGUGUGUUGUAUGGCACUAAUUCACGUGGAACUCCGAAUACAAGAACAUCAUCGACUGAUGUCACACUCAGUAACAGUCUGUGAUCAAAUGGAAACGCAGAUUCUUCGGAAAGUUCAACAGAAUUAUGAGAGAAAGCAAGCAACGAAAACUGAAAGCUUAAAAGGUAAGAUGUCUGGCCCCUGAUGAGCCGGAUGAUAUGAGUUUUAUUACUGAUAAAUCCGCUAUUCAGUGCAAUAAUUAAUACUGUCCGUUUGGUUAUUUGUACGAUGCAAAUUUCUCAUUUUCACUUUUACCUGUUUUACCUUUUACCAUCACGCUGGGGCUAAACACGUUGAAUGAUGAUAAUGAGACUUCAACUAAAAUUUGAGUGCAAAACCAUACUUUUCCUCAUAAAGAAAAAAAAAACUGCCUAUGUGUAUGUGGCUUUUGUUGUUGUUGUUGUUGUUUAGUUUUUGUUAUUUUCUUUCAUUUUCUUUUUUUUUUUUUUGGAAGAUUCUAAUAACGGAGGUUUUAGAACAUUGAGAAUAAAAAUUAGCGAUAGCAAUGAAUGACGUUGACUCGUUUGACUCCAUGCCAUCAUUUUCAAAUUCGUGUAGUUCUUGAUUCCGUGAGUUCAUUAUAUAUUGCGUGCGAAAGCUUAGUUGCAUAUGAUUGAAAGAGAAAAAUACAGGUGCCAAUUACCAGGUAAAUAGUUUUUCUUUGAUAGAGUCAGAUUGGGUGUUUAGUUUAGGUUUCUUUUCUUUGAUAGAGAGAAUUCCGUAAUUAUACAUAUAUAAAUUAAGCAAUCCACAUGACGUCCAUGAUGUUUCAUUAUUUACGGCAGGACAAAUUUGGUAACUGAGAAAUUGAGCUUUCGAGGAGUCUUUUCUCUCUAGCGUGUUGUGCUCAGAAAUGUUUUUAUUUAUAUAUUUCAAAAGGUCUUGGUCAGUAUAAAAACGUCGAUUCAAGGCAGAAGCGAGGUUCAUCCUUCGAUUUACAAAUAAAACGUCUGAUCAGAGAAGAGUUUCGUCUGCUGCAAAACCACUUCUGUGCUAAAAACGAAACGCUUUGCCGCUCAGGACCGAAAGGUAAUGCAGGAAAACGGGGAAGACCUGGAACCCGUGGGAGACGAGGUCCCCCAGGGAAACCUGGCUCAGAAGGACCACCAGGACCCGUAGGUGUAAAAGGGGAUCUCGGAUUACCGGGGAAUCCGGGUCCCACGGGUCCCCAAGGACUAACAGGACCCGAAGGUGUAAAAGGCGAUCUCGGAUUACCGGGGAAAUCAGGUCCCACGGGUCCCCGAGGACCAGCUGGACCCGUAGGUGUAAAAGGCGAUCUCGGAUUACCGGGGAAAUCAGGUCCCACGGGUCCCCGAGGACCAGCUGGACCCGUAGGUGUAAAAGGCGAUCUCGGAGUACCGGGAAAUCCUGGUCCUAUGGGUCCCCAAGGACCAACAGGACCCUUAGGUAUAAAAGGUGAUCUCGGAAUACCGGGGGUUCCUGGGCCCAUGGGUCCUAGAGGCCCACCGGGUCAAAAGGGAACCAAGGGCGAGCCAGGCCCGUCCAUCACGGCUCCUUCUCUGCUGCAGAGUCCUGUUGAAACAACUGUCAAUCAGAACCAGACGGCCAUCUUGAAAUGUCUAGCAGAUGGAAAUCCAACCCCGCAAGUCACAUGGUCUAAGCUGAAUUCGCGGCUACCUGUGGGACGCCACGUGGUAGAGUCCAGUGGUGCUCUAAUUUUCAAGUACGUACGGCCUGGGGAUGAGGGAGUAUACAGCUGCGAAGCUAAAAAUUUACUGGGGAGCGUUAACACUUCAGCGAAACUCACUGUACAGUGUAAGUAAACCUGGUCAAUUUAAUUAAAUAUCAAAGUGGACUAAGAAUUUUAUUAAUCGACAAUUACCAGGGGAGUCUACAAAUUAAACUUCAAAAAGACAAGUUGGAUAUAUAGACCGGAAGUGUAAACGCUUCAGUGAAACUCACUGUACAGUGUAAGUACACUAUAAUUAGGCAUAAUAUUCUGAAAGGAAUAGAAUUACAAUUUCAUAUAUCGGCAAUUAAUAGCAAAGCUUUGUUUAGUUAUUGCAGCAAGAUUUAUAUCGCUUUCAACUUCGUUUAGGUCCGAUGUAAACAACAAAAUCUCACUAAAAAAACAAGUUAUUUCAGAAAGCAUACUUGAGAUUUUAAGAAGUUCCAAUCAACUUAUUUUCGAAAUGAGCUGAUUCUUUUCACUUGACGAUCACUUUCCUUUUGUUUUCUGACACUCAUAAGUUAGGCUGUUAAUAAACAAGCUUUAUUCUCUAUUUUUCGCCAGUUGGUCCGCAACUUUCAUUGUCAUCCAAUCUACUGAGGGCUGAAGAGAAUCAAAAGGUCACCAUUGCUUGCAACGCUACUGGUCAGCCGUCACCUAAGAUCACGUGGUCCAAGGUAAACGGAAGUUUACCUGGAGGCAGAAUCCAUGUGCAAGAAGGAACCCUAAAAAUCUUCAAAGUCACAAGAAAAGAUGGUGGAAAAUACAUUUGCAAAGCACAGAAUAUUCUGGGUUCGGCGAUAGACACUGCUCAACUUAUUGUAUACUCUCCUUUGCGGUUCAAAGUCCGUCCUCGACAACAAGUGACUCCUUACUUUGGUUCAACUCUCCGUCUGCCGUGUGUGGCCGAGAGUAACCUGAGUACUACAAUUACUUGGUUAAAGAAUGGCGCCGGUGUACCUGCAGCAAACACGCAAGAUCUUCAUGGACGCACUCUAGUUAUUAAGAACUUCAGAAAGUCCUCUGAAGGCUCUUACACCUGCAGAGCUAGGAAUGCCCUAACAACAAUAGAAGCUAAAGUUAAAAUCAAUGCUCCGAUUCCCGCUUCCUGUUCUGAAGUUAAAAAGUACAUCAGCACUGUGAGCGGAAAUUACGAAAUUGAUCCAGAUGGCGAGAAAGGCCUGGCACCAUUUAGGGUUUAUUGUGACAUGACUGAUAAAGGUGGUGUCGGCGUUACAGUCAUUAGUCACGACAGUGAGAGUAGAACACAUGUCGAUGGAUGUGAACCUCGUGGGUGUUACUCACGUGACAUUCAUUACACAGGAGCGAGUCUGUCUCAGCUGGCAAGUCUCACUAAAGUCUCUUCACACUGUGAGCAGUUUAUCAAGUAUGAGUGCAAUGGUUCGGUACUCUGGUGGGGAGACAAUCAACAAGGAUGGUGGGUGUCACGUGAUUCAGCUAAGAUGACGUACUGGGGUGGAGCGUCACCUUACAGUAGUAUGUGCGCAUGCAGGAUGACCAACUCAUGUGCAAACUCCGAAAAACGAUGUAACUGUGAUAAGAAUGACGAUGUAUGGCGUGAGGACAGCGGUCUUCUCACUGACAAGACAAAGCUUCCAGUAAAACAACUCAGGUUUGGUGAUACUGGCGGAAGCAGCGAACAAGGUUACCACACCCUGGGGAAACUGAAAUGCUUUGGCAUUGCAUAA
Molecule: messenger RNA, 3643 nt
Organism: Porites lobata
Lineage: Eukaryota; Metazoa; Cnidaria; Anthozoa; Scleractinia; Poritidae
Source: the annotation of a GenBank genome assembly